GAAGUCAGGGGCCAGAGAAGUCACCUUCCCUUUUUUCGAAGUUGCUUCUCAGCAGAGUGGAAAGCCCCAGCCAGACCCCAGUGCACCAAAAGCAUCCUCCCAGGCGCAGGGCAGCCACAGGGCAGAAGCAGCCAGACAGGUCCCGCCGCGCCCGCCCGGGGGCAUGGAGCCCAUGAAGAAGUUUCAGACGGUCCUGGACCUGUACCUCAAGCACCGCGACACGCUGGGCUACGGCCUGGUCACGCUGCUGACCGUGGGCGGGGAGCGCAUCUUCUCCACCGCCGUGUUCCAGUGCCCCUGCAGCGCCACCUGGAACCUGCCCUACGGGCUGGUGUUCCUGCUGGUGCCCGCGCUGGCGCUCUUCCUCCUGGGCUACGUGCUGAGCCCCCGCACCUGGCGCCUGCUCACCGGCUGCUGCAAGGACACCCGCCCGGGCUGCACCGACUGCUGCACCGGCUGCACCGGCUGCUGCCGCGCGGGGCGGCGCGGGGCGCAGGUGUGCGUGCAGCUGACCUGGGGGGCCUCCCUGGCGCCGCUCACCUGGUUGGCCGUGGCGCUGCUCGGCGGCUCCUUCUACGAGUGUGCGGCCAGCGGGAACCCCAUGCUGGCGCGGCUCCUGUGCAAUGACUCCCUGUGCGUGAAGGAGCUGCCGCUGGUUCCCUGCCACAAGGCGAAGAAUGAGACCGUGCAGGCCCUCCUGAUGAACCUCAAGGCCCAGUCGCAGAUCCUGGGCUGGAUCCUGAUAGCCACUGUGAUCGUCGUUGUUCUGAUUGUUGUGUCUGUCACCCGAUGUGCAUCUCCAGUUAGUUUUCUGCAGCUGAGCUUUUGGAAAAUCUACGUGAAACAGGAGCAGAAGAUCCUCAAAAGUCAAGCCAUAGAACAUGCAACGCAACUGGCAGAAGAGAAUGUUAAAUGUUUCUUUGAAGGUUCACUUGCGAAGGAAAUCAACACUCCGAGCAUGAAAGCCUGGCAGCAGAUCUCAUCCCUAUAUACUUUCAAUCCAAAGAAACCGUACUACAGCAUGCUGCACAAGCAUGUGCACAGAGAAGAGAAGAACCAGAGUAUCAGGAGCACGGAAAGAGAUGAGGUGGUUCAUGUUCUUGACUUUGUAGAUAAACAUAAUUUACACACCACUGAUGCGAUAUGAUCCUGUGAGGGAAUAAAAAGAAAAGGGUCCUUUUGAAUUAUUACUUCAUCCUUUAAAAGUGAUUAUGGUGAGGUUUUACUUUGGUCUUCCAAAUUAUGGGAGUAUGGAAUUUUAAAUCUGAAAUAAAAAUGUGUAAUGUUA
This is a messenger RNA of Pipistrellus kuhlii (Kuhl's pipistrelle), 1288 nucleotides long. RefSeq names its product calcium homeostasis modulator family member 6 (gene CALHM6). The record is from RefSeq and is a predicted model, not a curated record. Bases 164 to 1147 code for a protein of 327 amino acids. The transcript is spliced from 2 exons. Gene Ontology annotation, molecular function: monoatomic cation channel activity. NCBI's taxonomy places the organism in Eukaryota, Metazoa, Chordata, Mammalia, Chiroptera, Vespertilionidae.